This is a messenger RNA of Enterospora canceri, 1194 nucleotides long. The record is from the annotation of a GenBank genome assembly. NCBI's taxonomy places the organism in Eukaryota, Fungi, Microsporidia, Enterocytozoonidae.
AUGGAUAAAUACGGUGAGGAUACGAAACUGAUAUUCAACUUGGAAAAUCAGGGUGGAGAUGCUUACAGUUUGAGAUACGAUAUGACAGUUCCAUUUGCAAGGUACGUGGCAUCGAAGAAGAUAGCGAACUACAAGAGAUUCACCAUUGGAAACGUGUACAGAAGAGACAAUCCAAGUAAAGGAAGACUAAGGGAGUUUACGCAGGCUGAUAUCGACAUCACAGGCGUAUUCAAGGGAAUGAAGCUGAUUUAUGAGGCAGAAAUAAUCAAGGCAGCUGACUCAAUACUGGGGGGAAUAAGAAGGUGUUUCAGUCCGUAUAAGGUUGAAUUGGGAAACUACAGAAUAAAGUACAACGAUAGGAGAAUCAUUUGGGGAAUGCUGGAUCUGCUUGAAAUUGGAGAUGAGAACAAGAUGCCAAUUUGUUCAACAAUCGACAAGUUCGACAAGUUGAAUGAAGAGGAGUUUCUGGCAGAGUUGGAGAGCAAGGGAAUGAGGAAGAAGAAGGAGCUACUGAACCUGUUGAAAGAGGACGGAAAUGAGGCAUUGAGACAGCUGGAAGCAAUGGCAAGUGGCAAGGAAAAUGAGAGAAUGGCGGCAAUGAGGGAGGCAAUUGGAGACCUGGAGGAGUUGAGAAAGUUGCAGGUGAUUUUUGGGGUGGAAACAGUCAAAUUCGAUUUGACCCUGGCACGUGGAUUGACGUACUACACCGGAAUGAUAAUUGAGGCUGUUUUUGAGGAUGCAGAAGUUGGAAGCGUAGCAGGCGGAGGGCGAUACGACAAGUUGGUUUACGAACUGAGUGGAUUUGAUACGCCUUGCAUUGGAUUCAGCAUAGGAGUGACACGUGUGAUGCAUGCUGUGAUGGCUCAGAGCAAGACAAGCGAGUUGGAGAGGCUGAUUGAGACGAGUGUUUUGGUAGGGUCGGCAUUUGGAGACAUGUUCGAGAAGAAGAUGGAGCUUCUGAGCAGAAUACGACAGGAAUUCAGUGCAUGUGUGGUUCCAGGAACAAACCUGGACUUCAGGGGACAGAUUGAGUAUGGAAGAAAGAAAAACUACAAGUUGGUUGUGCUGACAGGGGAGAAAGAGGCGGAAGUAGGAAAAGUGGUAGUGUACGACAUCGGAAGCAACAAGAAGAGUGAAAUUGACGAGCGGGAUUUGAUGGAUGUUCUACGAGAUACUUUAGGAAAUAAAAAUUAA